UCAAUAACAUUGCAGUUGUCAUCAUUGAGUGCCCUCAAACUUCUCACGACUUUUUGGCAAAAAAUGCGAUCCAUCAUAUUUAUAGGGCUUUUCGCCCUGAUUUCUUGCGGCUUCAGUGAACGAGAACCAAAGCACGAAAGACGACUCCGGAAGAUAAUACCAUUCUUAUCAAAGGAUAAACGAGGCACAGUUGAUUCAUCAAACUAUGGAUCUAAUGGUCGUUCUUACUUCACACCUAUUAACGCACCGCUCAGUAGCUACACAUCAGGAGGAGCUGCUAGUGGGCUAUCUGGAGGGCACUCUAAUUCCCAGGGAUUAGAGUCUUCUGCGGGGUAUGGAGGACAUAGUUUAGGACAAAGUAAUUUUGGCUUGGGAUCUCUUGGACUGGGAAGUCACAAUGGUCAAACAUACUCGUUACCUUUAUCUUAUGGAAUUCAUUCGUUGAUUCCUUCUUCAUCUAAGACUGGACCUGUAACAUUUAGCCUCCAGGGAGGAUCUCAGCAACACUAUAUGUCUCCUUUAUAUGCCUCAGGAGGUCAAGGAUUAUCUGCAUACGCAUCAGGAGCUCAUAGUAUUAGUUUACCUCUUUUGAGUCUCACAAGCCAUGGAUCUUAUAGUUCACCAACGUCAUCAGGUUAUUCAAGUGGUCACAGCGGUCUAAUAUCUUCAGGAUCCCAUCAAGGAUAUAGUUUACAACCAUUUUCUUCAAGUAGUUUAUCAUCUCAUGGCGUAUCAGGUGGUUUAGUCAUUGCUGGAGCACACGGAUCAUCAUCAUACAGUUCUGCAAGUCCUUCAACAGCUUCAGCGAGUCAUAGUUCCUCUUUUUCUCCAUCUUCAUCGUUAUCAAGUUAUGGUCUUUCUAGUGGGUCUCAUGAUAGCACCAGUUAUGCUAUUCCACUGUCUUCUUCAUCAUACUCAGCCGAUUCAUCUUACCACCCGUCAUCAGAAAAUUCUUAUAGUUCCAGUACAAGCAGUGGUAGUUCUGCUUAUGCUUUCCCAAGUACAAACUAUGGAACUCCUACUAGUAGCUAUGUUUCUAGCCACUCUAGUCCUAAUGUUAUUUACUCGCCACCAAGUUCAAGCUACUCUGGACACUCAUCAAGUUACAAUAGUCCUUCUGCCAAUUACGCUAGUUCAAGCAGUUACUCAAGCCCUAGUGUUACUUAUGCUGCCUCCAGCGGAAAUGAUUACUCAAGUCACUCUCAACCCUCAUCUCAGUACUCUUCUUCCUCACCAUCAGAACAUCAAAGCUCUUACUCCAAUGUAAGUCCAUCGUAUCUCAGUUAUGCGGUUAAAUCUUACCGCAAUCCCAAAGCUGAUCAUAAAUAUGAUACUCUUUCCUACUCAAGGCAAGAAGAAAAAUACUAGAGUCUAGUUUGAAAUAAUAAAUAAAUUGGAGUAUUUUUGUUAUUUGUUUUUGCUGUUUUCUUUAUACUGUAGAAAUAUAUGAAAAUAUUUAU
This is a messenger RNA of Chelonus insularis, 1460 nucleotides long. Its product is annotated as putative protein TPRXL. The transcript has 2 exons. The coding region runs from base 64 to 1368 and encodes 434 amino acids. The record is from RefSeq and is a predicted model, not a curated record. NCBI's taxonomy places the organism in Eukaryota, Metazoa, Arthropoda, Insecta, Hymenoptera, Braconidae.